Messenger RNA from Chelmon rostratus (copperband butterflyfish), 3733 nucleotides. RefSeq names its product ras-related protein Rab-37-like. The record is from RefSeq and is a predicted model, not a curated record. The coding region runs from base 883 to 1572 and encodes 229 amino acids. Gene Ontology annotation, cellular component: Golgi apparatus; endosome. The transcript is spliced from 9 exons. Gene Ontology annotation, molecular function: GTPase activity; GTP binding. NCBI's taxonomy places the organism in Eukaryota, Metazoa, Chordata, Actinopteri, Chaetodontiformes, Chaetodontidae.
UCUUGACGAGGGGAGACUUGGAUGAGCGUUUGUUGGCCUGCUGUGAGGAGAAGAGGGAGGAAAAAGGCGUUGAUGAAGAAGCUAUAAAAAUAAAGGAGAUGCACUACUUUCUAAUCAUAUAAGAUGGUCUUGUCAGCAUUUUUCUGAGAUAUUCUGACACUUGAAAACAAGGUUUCUGGACACGUUUUGUGCAGAGAUGCGCCAUUUUACGCGCACCCCCCGUCUUAAAGAACACUUUAUCUCUCUUUAGGUGGAAAAUUCACCUCAUUCAAGAAGUGUGUUCAACCUAAUGUGUGACAGUUCAGCGUCUCUCCUCCUCUCCGGGUUUGCCUCUCUCUGCUCUGACCCUCUCAGCGAUCGAGCACCACCUGUGGCGGGUGAGUCAGCCACCAGCGCAGAUUGACCCCCGCGGCCGUCUUGGGGACAAUGUCAGCCUGAGAGACGGAGCGAUGUUCCACUAAUGAGAGGACACGCUGUCGCUGGAGCUGUCGACGUCCUCGCACAUUAAGCUAACCGCCUGCCCACGCCAGGAUGCAGCGCUCCUCUCUGCACAGCCAGAGAGAUGUUUCCGCCUGUUCGCCAUCGCCGCUCUCUUGACUGGUCCGCGUAGACGCCGAGGCGCCGCCGCCGACUGCUUGUCAAGUUUUCAUCGUCGCUUCCGUCUUGUGACAGCGUGAUACCAAAGGUGUGACUGUCCGCGGGAAGCGCCCGGGGAUCGUUCUGUGGCCACACGCAGUAAUGCGAGCAGAGGGGCUGGAGGCUGGCGGAGACCGGGACUGAGCGGCGGAGAUCUCACGGGCACCGUGCGCGCCUUUCUGGGACACAUCUCGGGGAUAACUGCGGUUGGGCUUCCUCAGCCUGAGCUCUUUUCUUGGCAUUGCGAUGUCUGCAAGAAAGACAUCGUUGACGGACAAGCAGACUAAAAACGGAACGUCAAAAUAUGUGUUGGAGAGAUGCGCUUCUAUUAACGAGUAUUAUGAUAUUGCCUUUAAGGUGAUGCUGCUGGGAGACUCCUCCGUGGGGAAGACGUGCGUCUUGGUGCGCUUUAAAGACGGGGCAUUUCUGGGAGGCAACUUUAUAGCCACCGUUGGAAUAGACUUUAGGAACAAAGUGGUGGAUGUCGACAACCUGAAAGUGAAACUCCAGAUCUGGGAUACAGCCGGCCAGGAGAGAUUCCGCAGCGUAACGCACGCCUACUACAGAGAUGCCCAGGCGUUACUUCUGCUCUAUGAUAUCACCAGCAAGCCAUCAUUUGACAAUAUCAGGGCCUGGUUGACUGAAAUACACGAGUAUGCCCAGAAGGAUGUGGUCAUCAUGUUGCUCGGCAACAAGUCAGACAUGGCUGCAGAGCGGGUCGUGAAGACGGAGGAUGGAGAGAAGCUGGCAAAGGAAUAUGGUGUGCCAUUUAUGGAGACCAGCGCGAAGACAGGAGCCAAUGUGGAGCUGGCCUUUCUCGCUAUAGCAAAGGAGCUGAAGCACAGAGCGACACAGCAGCCCAAUGAGCCUAAGUUCCAGAUACACGACUACAUCGAGUCUCAGAAGCAGAAGUCUGGCUGCUGUGGCCUCAUGUAGCUGAUCCUGAUCACAAGCCAGAGAGAGACAGACAGAAAGAGAGAGGGAGGGAGAGAGGGAGGUAAAAAGGUCUGCUUUCUUACAAAAAAGCCAAUCCCAGCGCCACACCAGAGAAGCGGACGUCCUCGUCUUCUCCGCUGAGCUUUUAGCUGAAUGGAAGUGAAUCUGGAUUGGCUGCCAUCCCUUAUCUGAAAUGUGAAUUUAAAUCUCUUUUAUGUCAUGCGUAGAGAUGUUUGUGGUCUUUGUGGUGACAGUUGUAUCAAACUACAAGUCAGGAGUUACAAUCUGAAAUGCUAUAUCCAUCUGCAGGGACAAAAGCACCAAACUGCAAAACCUAUAUGACCUCGUGGCCGUGCAGUGCAUGAUGCAGACGAUCAGGGGACAGGCGGGACACUGACUGACCACAGCUCAGUGGAGCAUGAACAGCAGCGUAGAGCUGGUAGUUAGAGUGAUUAACCAGCCAUGAGAAGGUACUGUUAAACUCUCUCUGUCUCCGCUGGAAAGACGGGAGUCUGGUGGAGCUUUGAUAGUCCCUAGAAGCACAUGUACGACCCUUUGAGAGAGUCACUGUGUGGGUAGCUGUGUUGUAGUGGGGCUAACAGCUCUACUACGAGAGGCUCUCCGGUCAUAGCCAUGCUUUUUCUAUCUUUUGGCCCUACAUAUCUUGAUAAAAACUAAUUAGCACUGUUAUCUGCAGGCCCGUGUGCUGUGUUUUCUGCCACUACAGAGAAAUCAAUGUUCAUGUAUGACGUCGUUUCUCUGAGCUUAUCGGGCUUGCUUCACUCCCCGCAGCUUCACGUGACAGGCACAGUCUAAGGCACUGAUCAGCCAGCGUCCUGCUUUUUAUACUUUGGUGUGGGCCUUUGCAGGUGGCAAGUUGGCUCGGAGCGUGCACAUUUCUGUUGUUUGUUGCAGUAUUCGCUGAAAUGUCCAGGGGCAACAAAAUAUUCUGUGAAUGAGCAAGAAGCCAACGAGUGCUACUGGAAGUACGUCGUUAUCCAACAUGGCUGCACGUGCUGCCUGGCUGGCAACAGUAGUAAACACUGACAUACCGCCAGAUAUUGCACUUGUGUACUUACUGUCGCUUACCUCCAAGUUGAAGUUGUUCAGUUGAAUUCAGUGUCAUCUAGCUGUGCCUGUGGUCUCUCAAGGAAGGGUCGUAGAGGUGUCUGUAAAGGUGAACCUUCUCAGUCAGUCUACGUGUGCCUAGUUGCGGAGCCUUCAUAUUCAAUGCGAAAGAUGCGAUAAUGUCAUUUUUUGGUGUGCGCACCCUUGCGUUGAACGUAAACCUAGCUUAAGCUGAGUCAAGCAUCAGCACAUGACCCACUGAAAGCCGUGCACCAUAAAUAAAAAAAAAAGUUUGGCGCCAUUCUCAAAACUAAGGCCUUUUCCCUCUCACCGGGGUUUGCAGGCCUGACUCCUGAUCUAUGAUUGUAUGAACAAUCAGUGCGACUGUUUACGUGGAUAUAGCAUUUUGCCAUGCAGCUCUUAGUUUGUUUUCAUCCCAGUUUUACCAGGCUGUGAACUGAAUCCCUUUUGGCCUUCCAGUCUUCAAUAUGAUUCUUUGACAAUUGAGUGUGUUUGAGAAGUGGACUUCAGUCUCACAGUCGGAUUGUAGCUAAAAUGAUCCCGUCUGUUCACAUCUGUACUGCUGUUAGAUAGAAUAAAGCCAAUGUUUUGAGGGCGCUCGCCCACUAUGUGUCUGUCUUUAAAUUCAAUUCAGGGCCAGUGACACUUGCAUUACAUUACAUUCAAAGUACUCUACAUGUAACUUCUGCUGGAGGAUCACACCACUAUUGCACCAUAUUAUUUUACAAAGAGAUUAUUAUCAUUAUGUUCUCUCUUUUUCUUUGGUUAUAGAUUCCUUGGCAUGAGAUUUGCCUUUUACCAUCCACACUCACAGAGAUGCACACAGCACCCCCAAACAUUGUUGUGUCUCCUUUGCUGAUGGACUUUGUUGUCUAGACUGUACCGAAGCUGUAUUUGUUCAUGCACCGCAUCGUGUAACUCGUUUCUUUGUACAAUGUUCAUUCUGAAUGUUUGCUUGUCCAAUUUGCUCGAUGUCACAUUUGUCCCUCUUCUGAGGUGUCACAGUGAUCACAAAGUGCCAUAAAAAAGUGCUUUGUUAUCAUAUUAUAUAUAUAUAAAAUAUAUAUUUUGU